GAUGGGUCACAAAUCAAACGCACCCUUCCUCACGUUGCAGUGAAAUCCGCCGCUGUGUCACUUCGCUCAAACCCACCCGCUUCUAAGUUCAUGAAAUCAGGGACGAGGUGAUCUGCAGUGUCGCCAAAAUGUCUGGAAGUGCGGGAGAAUGGUGCCUGAUGGAGAGCGACCCCGGCGUCUUCACGGAGCUCAUAAAAGGUUUCGGCUGCAAAGGGGCACAGGUGGAGGAGAUCUGGAGCAUGGAGCCGGAGAACUUUGAGAAUCUAAAACCCGUGCACGGACUCAUCUUCCUGUUUAAGUGGCAGGCCGGAGAGGAGCCCGCCGGAUCCAUCGUCCAGGACUCACGACUUGACAGCAUCUUCUUCGCAAAACAAGUGAUAAACAACGCGUGUGCGACCCAGGCCAUCGUCAGUGUGCUGCUCAACUGCACCCACCCCGACAUCGAGCUCGGAGACACGCUGUCCGAGUUCAGGGAGUUCUCUCAGAGCUUCGACGCCGCUAUGAAAGGUUUGGCUCUGAGCAACUCUGAAGUCAUCCGGCAGGUGCACAACGGCUUUGCCAGGCAGCAGAUGUUCGAGUUUGAUGCCAAGUCUACGUCUAAAGAUGAAGAUGCGUUCCACUUUGUGAGUUACGUCCCUGUGAACGGGCGCCUGUACGAGCUGGACGGGCUCCGGGAGGGGCCCAUAGACCUGGGUGUUUGUAAUCAGGACAACUGGAUCAGCGCCGUGCACCCGGUCAUCGAGAAGAGGAUACAGAAGUACAGCGAAGGAGAGAUCCGCUUUAACCUCAUGGCCAUCGUGUCGGACAGAAAAAUGAUCUACGAACGCAAAAUCACAGAGCUGCAGACACAACUCACAGAGGACGAGCCCAUGGACACAGACCAGAGCAGCUCGUUCGUCAGCUCAGAAAUCGCCAAAUACCAACUUCUCAUCGAGGCCGAGAACCAGAAACUACAGAGAUAUAAGAUUGAAAACAUCCGACGGAAACACAACUACCUUCCGUUCAUCAUGGAGCUGUUGAAGACGUUGGCAGAGUACCAGCAGCUCAUGCCGUUGGUAGAGAAGGCAAAAGAGAAACAAAGCGCCAAAAAAGCACAAGAGGCCAAAUGAAGUUCAAUGUUUAAACCAUCAACAUCACCACCCCGACGUGUCCAGACCAGUCCUACACCCACGUCCCACAGAAGAGAGCUGCUUCUACUAGCUCCGUGUUAGUCCCCAAAAUGUACCACAACACAAAAGGACAUGCAACUCGUGGAGCUCGGACGUUUUAUUUUCUUUGUUCAACUUGUAAACUACAAAAUGUAAAGUGUGUAAUUGCUGUUUAAGUCCCUGUACCUGAUUUUCAGUCUCAAAAAUGUGAAAAACAGAACUCAGUCCAUUUUAAACAGUUUGCAGUGAUCCAAAGUUAGUCCUCGUUUAUCUUUUGCAUUCAGAGCAUCAUAGUUACCGUAUUUUUUGGAGUAUAAGUCGCACCAGCCCAAAAAUUGCGUAAUGAAGAAGUAAAAAAACAUAAGUCGCACUUUUGGGGGGAGAUUUAGUUAUAAAAUCAGAGACCAGGAACCGACAUUUGAUCUUAAAAGUCAAGUUCUAGUAAAAACAACAGACUGUUAACGUCACAUAUGAACAGUUCUUCAGAUAAAUAUAACAAACAACAGAACAAACUCUCCAUCUCACUCCAAAUCACUAAAUCCAUUCAAUUCUUCAUCCUCGGUGUCACUUCUGAGCAACUCCUUGACCUCCGGAGGUAAACGGAGCGCCGCUUCCUCUUCAGCAUCAGUUCCAGUUAGAAUUAUUCCGGCCUUUCUGAAUCCCGACAGGAUGGUUUCGGUGUCUUUCGGAUUUUUUAAGGGAAGUGAAAUACAGCGACAGUCCUUUUGCAAAUGUUGCGCAUGCGUGACACCACCUUCCUCCUCCGCAGCUCCCUCAGGAGAAACACCUCCUCCUGCCUCUUUAUUCUAGAAAUCACGUUUGUUUACAUCCAGUGCGCUUUCAGAAUUACUGUUGAAGUGACCUGUCUAGAAAUAUUUUAGCGACCGACGCGUCAAGUUUUUAGACCCUUCGUCUGCUUCAGUCGCGCCGUCGCUGGAAGGAAAUCUCCAAGAAUCACCUCAGUUUGUCUUUGUCCCUUUUCCCCUUCUCUUCUCCUUUCAGCGACCUCAAAAACGGACUUUCUUUUGCGGCGAACCGGUCGUGGAUUCUCGUCCGCGAUCGCAACAAACUUCGUGCGAAUUGCGAGGAAGCAGCAGUUUGAAAAACCCUCUAAGAACCGCUUACCAGGUUUUGUCCAUACAUCUAGUGACUUCCAGGAAAGUUUCAUGGUGCAUCCUCCCAGUGUCACAAGUUUCUCGGUCACUCCAAACUUUCUUUCUGCUGCUCGAUUACCGUUUUCAUCUGAAGAUUUCACUAUUUGCAGUUUGUAAUCUGCAAAAUAUAACUUUCUUUUUGAGGACAUUUGUGUUCAGUCUUCUCUGUCGUCUUUAUAAGUUUGUUUAAAUUGUUCAAUGUUACAGAAAUGAUGGUGCGAUCGACUGAUACGAUACAGACAGGACAGAGGCUCUUUCUGCAGGAGACAUGCGCAGCAGAGCCAAGUGACACACAAGACUAGAGCCUCUCGCCGCUUCAGUGUGAAAAUUAUAAACGUAUAAGUCGCAGGAAACGCCCAAAUCAUGAAAAAAAAGCAACUUAUAGUCUGAAAAAUACGGUGUUCACUGUGAUGACUUCAUAAGCGCUUUUCACAACUUUUUGCUCGGACAAUAAAACGUACACGGUGGUUUUAUUUUGACCCCGAGAGCUGCUUUUACGAUAUAUCUGACACAUUUUGCUUAAAUACACGGGGGAAAAUCUGGUACAGGACAUUUUAAACCUUAUCGAAAUGCUUGUAUUCAACUUUGAAACAUAAAAUCUGCAAACAUGUUUACGUUAUUGUCCAUAUUAUCCCAGCUACGAUCGCGUGAAUUCUGUCCGACGGAUAAUUUGGCGUUUAAUGUAUUUCGUAGGAAAAGACGCUUGAUGCACUUGAAAUCUGACUAAUGAACUGAUGUCUUGUUUAAAUCGUGUUUUUUGUGUCUGUAAUCUGUCAUGAUCGGUUCGUCUCGCUCUUAGCCCACCUCGUGAUGUCAUCGGGUGGGCAAACAGAAGCGCUCCUCCAUGUUUUCGAAGCCCACGCAACCAUCAAAGUUAAUCUGACGUUUCUCAUCGCUGAAUUGUUGGAAUAUGUGAUUUAAGCUGCAUUAUGAGACCAGUAUUUUUUGUUUUAACGUGUACAGCGCAAAAAAAUGUAUCUAUAGGAGUUAAUUAUCGAGUUUAAUUCAGUUAUUUAAGUAAUUUUUACCAGUUUUUUGGACUGGUUUCAAUGCAUUUCAUUUUCAAGCAGUAUUAGCCAUAGAUUUUUUUUUUUUUUUCUUUUAGACAUUUUAUUUUGUGAAACUUCUACCCUGAUAGGAUUUUUUUUCUGGAAAAUAAAAUGAUAAAAAUGGGAGAAUAAAUCAAACCAGUCAAAACACGUUUGAACUCAAAUCCAAAAAUCUAAAGUAUUUAAAGGGCCAGGACCUAAUUUCGAAACAUGAGUGAGGAACGUGUUUUAGUUUGAACUUUUAGAAGAAGUUCAGACUGCAAGAGUUAAUGCUCAGUGUGGAUUUUUUGGGGGGAAAUCAGAUUUUUUUUUUUUUUUUGCGAGUUGUGCGCAUUUCCAAUUAAAUGUGUCUUGUUUAUGAUCUCCAGUGUGAACUUUAAACGCCCCAAAUGUGUCCCGAAGCGAGCGUGCUCAGGGUUUACGGAAGUCGCCUAAACUCUGAGCUUGUCUCCCAAAAUCCGGUCCAGUUCUUCGUAAAAUGGACGGGUUAUAAGUCCAUGGCCUCUUCGUUUAUUUGAGUCUUUAUCCUCCUUGUAUUUGGGUCGCAGGAUCCUCAUUUUUCGUUGACGUUGGAGUCAGGACCGUCUGUAACCGCGCUCGGACAUUUCUUUGGCAAUCAUAAAAAAAAACUAAAAAAAAAAACGCCCGGUUCCAAUGAGACUCCUCCAAUUUGACCUAAAUACCGCGAUCUCCCCAAAUAUUAAUAAACUCUCUAACCUCGCUUUCCUUCCAUUGACGAGACUCCGAGCCUGACGUGAAGGUGACCUGACCGUUCAGACAGAAGUCGCACGUCAAAAGAUCGGAUAUGUAUCGGUUUUUAGGAGCACGUAUCCAAGUGACCUGAAAAAAUCGGAUCUGUGUCAUUAAAAGAUCAGAUACAGGAGCAUAGCGGCGAAAAAAAAUCGGAUUUGGGUCACUUCAGGCUGCAGUCUGAACGUCGCCUUCGUCAGUUGGCUUUAAUUCACGUUUACGUCACAAAUCAGAAAGACGUUCGGAAACAUGCGAUGACAAGUUCCGGUGUUGUUCCCGCCGCUGGACUCGCCGACCGAUCGUAAUCAAACCCACUGAAGUAAAUGUGAUCGGCGUUAAAAUGAAGACUGUAGACGUACGUGCUUUUUUGGAAUCAUCUUGAAUUUGGCGCCUCGUCGCUUCUACCCAGUGCGCUCGGAGUUGUUCGUCAGUGGGGAAAUGAUGAAAACUGAGGUAUGGUUGGAAUCAUUGAUCAGCCGAACAUAACGGAACGCAACAAUGACACGGAGAUGAAGAAAACUUUUUCAUUUCUCCUAGGUUUUGUCAGACUUACUACAGCGAACAGAAAUUGCCGGAAGUUGGCAUCGCAUCUUUCCAAACGUUUUCCUGGUUUGUGACAUAAGCACGAAUAGAUUCUGUCAUUUCCUUUUACCUCUCACUUCUCUACUUAGUAUUUAUAACUUGAAAAUGCACCACGACAGAGAAUAAAGUGUCUAGGUUAAGGUUGGGGAGUCAGUUUAUUAUAAUUCUUAGUUAUAACUCACCUGAUUGGACAAUAAAAUAAACCAGACGUCUCUGUUUACUUGGAACAGUCCCAGUUUUGUCCCGUGUCCCAACGGAUUUAUCAAAAAAUAAAACUGAUUUAUCCCAGUUUUAUUCCAGAAAUGUCCAAAUCUGAUCCUUGCCGACAGUAAAAAGAAGCAUAAGUUGUAAUUUUUGUCGGUAAAAUACACAAAAUCUGCUUAAAAAACGACCAAAACUCAAAGAAAAUGUGACCACUAACACAUGAAUGGCCCUACAUUUUUCCUUAAUUACGCACUCGCUUCACAGUGUCACAGUUUUUUAUUUUGAAAAUCUGGUCACCCUCAAUCUGCAGCUUCUGUUUUAGUUAUUACAAGAGGAAAUGUGUCAAAUGAGUAGAUUUUUUCUUCUUCAACAGCUUUUAUCAUGAGCAUAUCUUGACGAGAAUGAGUUAAAAUCACGUACAGGCCUUUUAAGUCCAUCUAAACUUUUUUUCUUUUUGUUUUUGACAUGUUAAUAACUUGUAUAGAUACACUCUUUUGCAGUGUAGGUGCUCUCUCUUGGACUAGGUCUGUAAAUUUAACGUUAAACCCGGGCAAACAUCCAAACCUGCAUGUGUAGUUAGGCCUGUCACGAUAAUUUCUGCAUCGACUAAAGCUGGAACAAUACAUUUUUGGGGUCAAUAUUUAUCAAAUGUAUGAAAUUUUUGGUUGUUUUUUUAGCUAUACAAUAAGAUUUGAGGUAUAAAGACUGAAUUUAUAACUUCUACGAUUCAAAACAGAUGCAAACUAAGAACUGAAAUGCUUUGUUCUGCUGUUUAUUUACUGCAGCUCAUGAAAAAUAUUGUAGAUUUUGAUUUAUUUAGGUACUCCUCUUGGGUUUUUUGUCUCAGUGGCAUAAAUUAGUUUCAAUAUCACAAUAUAUUGGUCUUUAAAAGUUAUUAUCAUGACGGGUCUAUGUGUAGUUUGAAUAAGCUUUGAUCGCAUGAACGAAAACGAAGGAGAAGUGUUGAGAUUGUGUUCUGUCUUAUUUUCGUAAUAAAACGUUUUGCUGUU
Molecule: messenger RNA, 5897 nt
Organism: Boleophthalmus pectinirostris (great blue-spotted mudskipper)
Lineage: Eukaryota; Metazoa; Chordata; Actinopteri; Gobiiformes; Gobiidae
Gene: uchl5
Product: ubiquitin carboxyl-terminal hydrolase L5
Exons: 11
Coding region: 129-1109 (326 amino acids)
Biological process (GO): protein deubiquitination; ubiquitin-dependent protein catabolic process
Cellular component (GO): Ino80 complex; cytoplasm
Molecular function (GO): proteasome binding; cysteine-type deubiquitinase activity
Source: RefSeq, a predicted model, not a curated record